This is a messenger RNA of Emys orbicularis (European pond turtle), 1140 nucleotides long. It is a transcript of the gene RIBC2, whose product is annotated as RIB43A domain with coiled-coils 2. The transcript has 7 exons. The coding region runs from base 1 to 1140 and encodes 379 amino acids. The record is from RefSeq and is a predicted model, not a curated record. Lineage: Eukaryota; Metazoa; Chordata; Testudines; Emydidae.
AUGCGCAAGCUGGGCCUGCAGCGGGACCUGGCCGAGGCGGCUGCGCUGGAGCGGAGGCGGCAGCGCGAGCUGCACAGGCAGAGCCGCAUCUUCAACGCCCGAGUCAGGACCAUCGGGGUUGAUGAGGAUGCUUUGGAUACUCAAAUCAAUGAUAAAAAGAUUCAAGAGGCAAAUGAGAGAGCACGACAUGAGACAAUUGCUGGUGAAAUGAAGCAAAAUGACAAGAUCAUCUGUAUGUUAGAAGAACGACAGAAAGAGGACAUCAAAAACCUAAACAAAGCUAUCACUGAGUUUCAACAGAAUUUUCAGAAGCCAGAAACUCGGCGUGAGUUUGAUUUGUCUGACCCACAGGCCCUGAAGAAGGAUACUCCUGCUCGCCUCUCUGAUAAGGACUCUCGAUGUACUAUAUCCGGCUUGCAGAAGUUUCUAGGAGAAGAUUUAAACCAUGAUCGGAGGGUGAAAUUUCAAAAGGAGCAGUCAAGAGAAUGGUCUCUACAGCAACAGAGAGACUGGAAGAAUGCAUUAGCAGACCAGAAAUUUGCAGAGGAUCUCCAUGACAAGAACAGGAUAGACCUAGAUCAAAAGGCUAUGGAGCUACAAAGAAAAGACAUAGAAACCAGACAAGCUGUUUGUGCAGCUACCAAGGAUUUUAAUAGGACCCAGGCUGCAGAAUUUGCAGAAAGAAAAAUGCUAGAAAAGCGUCAGGAAGAAGAAGAUAAUGUGGCUGAAAUUUCCAACCUCCUUCGAGGAGACUUGCUUUCUGAAAACCCAGAACAAGCAGCCAGUUCGUUUGGGCGACAUCGUGUGAUUACUGAUCGAUGGAAAGGAAUGAACCAGGAUCAGUUGAUGGCAAUACGUUACACUCAACAGCAACAAGUUCUGGAGAAACUGAGGCUGCAGGAGGAAGAACGGCAAAGAAAUGCAGAGUGGGACAGGCAACGUAUACAGGCCGCCAGAGCACAACUUCUUUUUGAGCGGCAUCAACAGCGACUAAAUCGAGAACUUCGCAGAACUCUGGAUAAUGCUAAUGCACAACUCUCCCAGGAGCAGAAAUCAAAAAAAAUUUAUCUUCAGGAGGAAGUGUAUUCAAAUUUUCCAACAGGCCAAUAUUUUACACAGUUUAAUACAACUAGCCGGUGA